UGAGAGCGAGUUGCUUUCUACCGACUCGCAGAGGUGGAGGAGGCGAGGCGACCAACACACGGACGAGGGGGAAACAAAUAACAUAAUCGAAAAGGAGGACAACUUUUGCACAUAUUUUUCCAAUUGUUUGGAUAACCAGUCAAACGAUUUGGCUGCACCAGACGCACCAAUGGAAGGAAUGUUUGGCUGGCCACAGUCGCAUGUCUCCCAAAGCGCUCCGUACACGGAGAUCAUUGAGCAGCCGAAGGCGAGGGGGAUGCGUUUCCGCUACAAGUGUGAGGGACGCUCGGCUGGCAGCAUCCCGGGGGAGAAGACCAACGAUACCACCAAGACACAUCCCGCCAUAAAGGUGCACAACUACAGUGGCCCAAUCAGGGUACGGAUCUCCCUGGUGACCAAGACCCAGCCCUACAAGCCACACCCCCAUGAGCUGGUGGGUAAAGACUGCAAGCACGGUUACUAUGAAGCGGACCUGCAGGAACGACGCGUGCACAGUUUCCAGAAUCUGGGCAUUCAGUGCGUGAAGAAGAAGGACGUGGCAGAAGCCGUCAGUUGCCGACUACAGACGCAAAACAACCCUUUCAACAUUCCGGAGGGGAAGGUGUGGGAGGAAGACUACGACCUGAACGCCGUGAGACUCUGCUUCCAGGUCACCAUCACCCUCGCCAGCGGAGACCCGCACCCCCUCAAGCCAGUGGUGUCCCAGCCCAUCUACGACAACAGAGCCCCUAAUACAGCGGAGCUGAAGAUAUGUCGUGUCAACAAGAACUGUGGAAGUUGCGGUGGGGGUGACGAAAUCUACCUGCUCUGCGACAAAGUGCAGAAAGAGGACAUCGAAGUGCGUUUCUUCCGCGACUCGUGGGAGGGCAAGGGCUCCUUCUCCCAGGCCGACGUGCACCGGCAGGUGGCCAUCGUGUUUCGGACACCGGCCUACUGCAACACCGACCUGUCCGAGCCCAUCCUCGUCAAGAUGCAGUUGCGUCGGCCCUCCGACCGGGAGGUCAGCGAGCCAAUGGACUUCCAGUACCUGCCCAUCUCAGAUGAGUUUGGACUGCGUGAGAAGAGGAAACGGACAGAGGCAAUGUUCCGCAAACUGAGUGCUCAAAUGAUGCCAGUAGAAAGAAGGCCCUUCCACACUGCCCGGCGACCAAUGGCUGCGGCUGCGGCUGUGACCAGACCUCCAGUACCCACCGCUCCCUUGGCUGCGCCCCCAGCAGCAGCAACAGCAGCUUUGAGGCCCCCGACCUUCUUCGGCCCAGUGCCAGGCCAGCUCUUCACGCAGCCCAAGCCAGAAUCCUGCCCCUCUGUCUCCGUUGCAACAGCCUCCGUCUCCACCUCUGCAACCACCAACGAAACCUGGAAGUUCCUGAACAGCCUGACCCUGGACAACCAGCCCAAGGCCACGUUGGUGAACCUCUUCCCCAGCUCUGGUGUCCAGGCGUCGGCCGCUGCUGCCCCCUCCACCUACACCUCCACCUCUUCAGCCACAGCUGCUGCAAGUGCCUCCUCAUUAGCGCCGGCCGCGUCCCACACGGACUACCCCACCGUCAACAUGGCCGACCUUCCCGGCCUUGCUUUCGGCGCCUUCUCCUCCAACCAGGGCAUGCUCGGCGGGGUGAACCAGGACCCAUCGUCGUCAUCGUUUGGCGUCACCUCUGUAGUCCAGAGCUCCCAGUUCAAGGUGGAGGAGGAGCUGGAGCUGGGGGAGGAGCUGGAGUUCCCCAGCUUCUCGGAAGAGAGGUCGGGCCUGGACAGCAUCAACAUCGAGGACUUUCAGAGCCUGCUGGCCGAGGCCUCCCAGCACCCCGCUGGCAUCGUCGGGGUUGGCGUCGCCGGGGCGCAACAGGCCUCCAGUUGCCACAUGCCCUCCACCAUGCCCUGUGGCGAUGGUGGUGGUGGAGGCACGACGAUGGUCAACCUCGCCAGCCAGGUGGAGAGCGCCAUCGGUCACCACAUGGGAAACGGUGGUAUCGGCAUCUCUAAUGCGCCAUCUUCCGGUGCCCCUAGCGCCACCCUAAUGGACUACCCGGAGAGUCUCGCCAUGCUCCUGCACAGUAAUGACUACUCCGCUGGCACCAGCAGCCCCAUGGGAUCCCAUGCGGCCGUCAAUCUGGACCUGGACAUGAUGGACUCCACGGACGAGGAACGCAUCAUGUCCAUCUUUCCAGGGUUCCUGUCUACCAAUCCGACUUAAAUUCUGUUUUCAGGCUCAUGGCCACAACGGUGCCGGUGUCACUUGCCAGUCGCCGCAGCAGUUACACAGCGUUGUUUAUUUCAACACGUGACCCGGAUUAUCAUGGACCCCAUUUCAUCGAAAGCAUCGUUGCUAAGCAUUUAGCAACUUAGUAGGUUGCCAGUGGGAAAGUGCAUUGCAACCAAGCAAGUUGCUAACUUAGGUUAGCAAUGAUUCUGUCGAAAGGCACCCCGAUUUGGUUCUUGCCGCAGUAACACACUGGCAACCAAAGAGCUCACUUGGUAGUGAACGACCCGUAUGUGCGACCCAUGUGUUACCCGGAUGAAUCAGGUAGUAGACUUACAUAAGAGCAGUUUUAUUUGGAUCCGGUUGGAAACCGGCACAGUUCUGUGUUGGCCUGAAAAUGGUAUUGAAGACUUGUGCGGAGACCAGAAGAUGAGUGGGUGAGAUGGGAGGGGUGGGCCGGGUUAGGAAGGGCUGUGCCACCGUUCUGUGCACGUUACCGUGUCCUACCAACUAGUGACCUUUUGUAAAAAAUAAAAUAUAUAUAUAUAUAAUAAUAAUCUAGCAUGGGUAGGGGGAAAAUAAUAUUUAUCUAUGCACACAGAGCAGUUUUUUUAGUAAAAUAUUUUGAAGAUGGAGGGUCAAAGAUGUCCAACAUGAAAUUGUCAUUCAGUGCUAAUGGAUACUUUUGCUUACUGUAACUGUGAAAAACAUGAUUUUCAAGUUUUUAAAAAGUGAAUGCAUGAAAGCCAAGCCAAAACAUAAUUUUAAAAAAACUUUUUUUUUU
Molecule: messenger RNA, 2984 nt
Organism: Engraulis encrasicolus (European anchovy)
Lineage: Eukaryota; Metazoa; Chordata; Actinopteri; Clupeiformes; Engraulidae
Gene: rela
Product: v-rel avian reticuloendotheliosis viral oncogene homolog A
Exons: 11
Coding region: 170-2194 (674 amino acids)
Biological process (GO): cellular response to stress; positive regulation of transcription by RNA polymerase II; innate immune response
Cellular component (GO): cytoplasm
Molecular function (GO): DNA-binding transcription factor activity, RNA polymerase II-specific; RNA polymerase II cis-regulatory region sequence-specific DNA binding
Source: RefSeq, a predicted model, not a curated record